AUGGCUUGGAAUGCGAAUGAGGUUGCUCUGAAGCUUCUCAGCCCCAAAGGGGAUCCAGGCGGUGCCUAUGUGAGGUUUCUAGACGACAUCAUGAGACAGAGUCGGGGCGUUGGAGUCGACUAUGACAACUUGAUGCCUACUGCUGGACCUGUUUCCGAGCAAACACGGCUCCUCAUAGCUGUGGAGAAGCUAAAGGAAAACCCGAGAAAGACUCGCAGCGAGAGUUCACAGAUUAUCCAAAAUGUACUCGGAUCAAACCAUGCAGGACAAUACAUCAGCAAACUCAUGGAAAGCGCUGCUCAAUCUAUUGCCAUGAUCGAUCCGACAGCUGGAGAUUGGCAUGCUCAAGACUUCGUCAUGGGUAGCUAUCGACCUAGUUCGUGGCAGCGAGAUGAGAGCUUCCAAUCAUUCUGUUCUCGAUCCGUUCCACUGGGCAGCGAUAAGGCUAUCAACGCAGCGAAAACGGCGCUGGAUGAGAAGUCUUCCAUGAGAGCCAGGAAGUUACAGAAGCGCCUCGGCAUUCAGUUCUAUGCUACUGACAAUCUAGCAGAGCACUUGCUUCUUGAAAAUAAACAUGGAAAGACUCGACUCUACAUAUUCCAUUACGCGGGGUAUCUGAAGGCUCGUCUCGAACAGACUAGGUCGUUCAACUUACCGAUUGAUUGUGCUAUGGAGACUUGCCUUGAGCAUGGGACUUUGCCACCCCAGCUUCUAGUCGAGACACUUCACUCCAUCCAGGCUGUGCUAUUCCCAGUCACAGAGCCAGAAGAGGUCAGAAUCCUGCGCACGCUCAUCCGCAUGCAGCACUUCGACCCAGAGUGUGCAGAAAAUGAGGGCUACAAGGUUUACCAGAACGUUCCAAAGGACUUCAAAUACAUCUACUGGGCAGAGCGCUUGGCUACACUACACGCGCGCUUGAAAGACAGGCCACCUCGGAGCAGACUUGAAAAAUGGCUCGCACAGGAGAAUAAUGAUGGGAAUGCUUUUCUAAUCGCCUUGUUGGCACUUUUCAUCUCGGUGAUUGUGGGAAUACUGGGCCUCAUAUUAGCUGCGGUGCAGACGUGGAUCGCGUGGAUGGCAUGGAAGUAUCCAGUUCCGGACCGAUGA
This is a messenger RNA of Diaporthe amygdali, 1107 nucleotides long. RefSeq lists its product as uncharacterized. Bases 1 to 1107 code for a protein of 368 amino acids. The transcript has 2 exons. NCBI's taxonomy places the organism in Eukaryota, Fungi, Ascomycota, Sordariomycetes, Diaporthales, Diaporthaceae. The record is from RefSeq and is a predicted model, not a curated record.